UCCUUCUUCUCUCUCUAUUUUCUCCCAGCCUUUCCGCAAAAGUCUGCUUGGCGAAGCUCAACACGAUGGCAUCUUCGACCGCCAGCGAGAGUCUCAGCGCAAUGUCCUCGCAAGCAUCGCACCAGCAGCAGCACCAGCAGCAGUGGUUGGGGCAAGAAGCCAGACCCACCGCUGACGUGCCCAUGUCUGAUCCUGCGUCGGACGCCCCGCAGUUCCCCGUCGCGCCGGCCGCUUCAGCAGCAUCGGUGCGCCCAGAAGAGCCCGUUGUGGGGUCUUCAGCAUCCAAAAACACCGCCGCUGCUCUUGGAGAGGAGGAAGCAGUGUCCGAAGGGCCACAAGACGAGGCUGAAAACGAGGCAGAGGUCGAAGGUCUGGACUUCCUCACCCCUGGCGAGAAAGCAAAGAAGGCAGGCGCAGCAGCAAAGGCUGGUGAACCCUCGUCUUCGAUGCCAAAAGCGGCGGCGGAAAAGGGAGAGGUGGUGGCGAGAAAAAGAAAGCCAAAGGCCAAGGCCGCAGAAUUGGGUGAAGAAGACUCCGGAGAAGCAGCAGCAGCAGCAGCAGCGGCACCGACAGCGAUCAAGAAAGGAAAAGGGCCGGGUAGUGGGGCUGCAAAGGGGAAAGUGAAGGCUGCAGGAGCUGGAGCUGGAGCAGCAGGAGGCAAGAAGUCUAAAGCGACAACAGCAGCAGCUGCUGCUGCUGCCGAAAGUGCUGGGCAGGGCAGCAGUAGCGCCGGGCUGGGGGAUAUGUCGAUGAUGUCGACAAUGUCCACAAACCAGACAAGCACACCGGGUCAGAGCAUCUUCCCACUCACAAGAGUGGCUAGGAUCGUCAAGGCUGAUCGUGACGUUGAGAUGACGUCGAAAGAUGCCAUCUAUGUCAUUGCUAAAGCCACCGAACUCUUUAUUAAACACCUGACUGACUCGGCCUACACCAAAGCACGCCUCGACAAGAAGCGCACCAUCACGUACAAAGAGCUGGCAUCUGCCGUUCACACCCAGCCCGAAUUCUUCUUUCUGCCAGAGGUGGUGCCGCAGCCGAUCAGCUUAAGCAAGGCCCUGGCAAAGAGGAAAGAGAUGGCGGAUCGGGCGUAUAUGCGCGAGGCGGGGCUCUUGGACGGCGAGGAGGAGCGCGAGCCAGACGAGGAACCAGAACAGCACCCCGUAGCCGGCGAGCGAAACGACGACGACGAUGACGAGGACCUGCCAGAUCUCGAGGAUGGCCUAUCGAGCGCACAGAAACGGGGCGGAUUGUCCGCAAGCAACUCGGCCACGGGCUUGACAAAUGGCGCUCGCAAGAGGCAGAGCGACGUCCAGGAGGUCCGAGGAGAUGGCAUCAUCUUGGGUGUCGACGAGGACGGCGAUACGCCCAUGGAGAGCGACGGUCCAAUCUCAGCCAACGGUCAGCACCCGAUCGACGAAGAACUAAUCUGAGAUGUAGCGGGGCACAUCAGUUCGAUAUCUCGAUGUGGCCAAUGCUAUCUGGAUUGAUUGAAGUGAAGAUG
This is a messenger RNA of Acaromyces ingoldii, 1501 nucleotides long. RefSeq lists its product as hypothetical. The record is from RefSeq and is a predicted model, not a curated record. NCBI's taxonomy places the organism in Eukaryota, Fungi, Basidiomycota, Exobasidiomycetes, Exobasidiales, Cryptobasidiaceae. Gene Ontology annotation, molecular function: protein heterodimerization activity. Gene Ontology annotation, cellular component: nucleus; CHRAC. The transcript has 3 exons. The annotation marks the transcript as partial.